UCUCCGACAAUUAUCCUUAUAUUGCGCACACGCCUCUACACAUGGAUACAGGGAAUCAUGAACGAGAAGGAGAAACCUCGCCAAAACGACAACAAUCCCACCGGUCGGGUUCGAUCGACAGCUGCAUGCGAUGCCUGUCGAGCGAGGAAAGUCCGAUGCAUCUAUUUGCCAGACAAAAUCAAAUGCUCCAUGUGCACGGAGCUCGGCGUAGAGUGUACCCAGGUUCGACCACGGAAGAAGCGCGGGCCUAAAAAUCGCUACGUUGAAUCCCUACGAGCACGACUCGAUGUCGAACCCGGUAUCGACCCGUCUUUUGGCGACAGUCCCGAUCUAUCCUCUCCAAGCCUUCCGGCUACCUCGCCUCAAUCAAUAUCAUGCGACAUCGAGCACAUAGCGUCACUGCCGGUUCUCCAACAGCUUGUAGAGGAUUGGUUCGGAUGGAUCCACCCUGUCGCUCCAAUUUUCCAUCGAGCCCAGAUACUAGAUCGCAUAAUGCAGGCCCAGACUGCGAACAACGGUUCCGAUCCCUCGUUCCUCAUCCUGGUGGCAUCGCUGUGCGCUGCAGUUGUAGCCAGUCUGCGCAGAAGACGCGGACUUUACGGUGCAGUAACCGUAGAUGGUUGCUUUGAUACAGCCGAGCGUCUGGGACUGUGGGACCGGCAUAGGCGAAUUUCCUUGGAGUGGGUGCUAGCCAUGUACAAUUUUACGAGUGCUACGCACCACGAGCAAGGUAUUGGGUCCCCACUGGCUCACCGGUUAAGCGCGGAGACUGCCAUGGGCGUCAAGUACUUGCUCUAUCACGAUUUUGAUCAGAUGUCAAUACUUGAUCAACAGGUCUUGAAAAGGCUGUACUGGCUUAUCUACGCCGCACAAUGCACGUUCGACAUGCAUGGAUGGCCAUUACUUGUCUUGCGUCAGGCGUAUGAGCAAGUCAAUGCGCUAAUACCACUAGAUGUUCCGGUCGAGGGCUUGGUUGAGGGUAUUUCCGAGGCAUCGCAUGCCUUUCCAUCGCAAUCUUACAUCCCGGGGCUCAAUGCACUUGCUCGUCUGUUUUUAAUCUGGCAGGCCAGCCAGAGUGUUCCCAUCAAAACCAUGGAGCACCUGCAAGAAAGUAUGAAGCAGGCUCAACAAGCGCUAGCUGACUUGCCGCCCCAGCUGAAGUGGAGAAGUCGGCCGGGAAGCCCGAUGAAUGGAGAAGACCGCGUGGUUGACGGUGACUUCGGCACGGACGUGCAGACCGUCAAUCUAAAAGUCACGCAGCUGCAUAUCCGUGCGAAUCUUCUAGAGCAGAUGAAUGGCCUUGCACGCGCGCAAAAUGUAUUACUCACUCCAACCUUCAUAUCCGAGGAGCGGCACCGUGUGGUGGACGAGCUUUUGGACCUGUUGUACCACAUGCCGAACGAGGUAUUCGAUGCCAAUGGUUACAGUGUCGUUCCUAAAAUUCGCGAUAUUGGAGGCGCCUUGUUGGAUGAAGUGCGAACAGGGGUGUUUGGUGCAAAUCAACAAGCGUCACUGAAUUUGAACAGACUCCUCGCGAAACUAGAGGAACUCGACGUCCGAUGUCAAGAAGACCAGCUACAAGGCAAUUUUAUCUAG
Paraphaeosphaeria sporulosa is the source of this 1596-nucleotide messenger RNA. RefSeq lists its product as uncharacterized. The coding region runs from base 58 to 1596 and encodes 512 amino acids. Gene Ontology annotation, biological process: regulation of DNA-templated transcription. The record is from RefSeq and is a predicted model, not a curated record. The transcript is spliced from 3 exons. Gene Ontology annotation, molecular function: DNA-binding transcription factor activity, RNA polymerase II-specific; zinc ion binding. Lineage: Eukaryota; Fungi; Ascomycota; Dothideomycetes; Pleosporales; Didymosphaeriaceae.